AUGAGUGUGAUAUCAAAGACUAUAUCAAACUCAAGUAAUAGUACAACAGAUCAUCCAUUAUGGUCAGCAGCUCAUACACAAUCACACUCCAGACUGAAUUCUUUCUCACAAGAUAAAGAUCCUAAUGCGUCUGCAUCUUUAAUAUUCGAAAGAAACGUAGAAGACCCGUUGUUUCUUUCUCAAGGUUCUAGACCGGUCUCUAGACCGGUCUCUAGAGCUAUAUCAAGAUCAGUAUCAAGGAAUGCUUCUAGACCGUUGUCAAGAAAACCUAGUCAAGCUACGAUUGCAACUUUAUCAAAUACAAAUAAUAAUGGAGGCGGUACUGUGACGAAUUAUACGAGUGCAAACAUUAUACAUAAACCAUUACCUACAAAACGUAAUUCUUCGUUCUCAUUUUCAAGCCCUUCGACAGAUUUAAGACGGUAUAAUACAAACCCUAACAAUAACAAUAACAAUAACAACAUCAAUAGCGUGACUAGUUCACAGAUUAGACGUGUAAAUACUGGGAACCCGCAAUUAUAUUCACCCAGUUUCCCAGGAAAUACAAGCUUUAAUAAUAAUAACUAUAGUAAUUAUAAUGGGGGAACAGGCACUCCAACACAAUCAAAUGAUAAUUAUUUACAUAGUUUAGAGAAUUUUGUUCCACCUGCAUUGGAUGAAAGUUGUUCUAUUGUCACAGACGUCAAUACCAAAUUAGGCGAUGUAGAUAUGAUUUAUUCAAAGAGACCCUCUACGUUAGGUUUGGAUAUGGCAUUAGGUAGAACUAGAUCCUCAUCAUUUGCUACACCAAGAGCUCAAUCGACUCAUGAUCUGGGUCUUCAAUCAAACCCUUCAACUAGACAAACUUCUGAUGAAUUCCCAUCCUCGUCACCUUCUCCACCAUCAAGAUUAUUAAGAUUUUAUUCGUAUGCAGAUAUGCUUUCUGAUGAAAAUAUACAACAACAGCAACAACAAUAUCAACAACAAAUACAGGGUCAGAAUAGUAGUAGCAAUUCAACCAUGCAUCCAAAUCAACAUAGACCCGAUUUAUUAAAUCAUAAUUCAUAUAGUAAUGAUGACAAAUUCGAUGAUAGGAAAGAGGCUGGAUUUGGAACCGAAAGAUCUACGGUGCCAAGAAUAUCUCCAUCUCCACCAAUGACAGAUACUCCAUCAUCUUUAUCAGCUUCAUCAUUUUUCAUUAAUCCUUUCACCAGGACGAAAAAAGAGCAACAACAACAACAUGAGGCUGAUGCAACAAAGAAUAAGAAGAACUCAUUAAGGAGACAUAAAAGUCCCGGUACCUUACAAACAUUGAGGUCGAAAUUCCAUUUACAUUCAGAUAGUAGUGGUAGUCAAGACGAAUGUGAUGAUAAUGAAUGCGAUGAUAAUGAAUGUGAAAAUGGUCCACAAUCGAGACAAAAAUCCAUUAGGGAGAAAUCUCCAAAGAGUGUAGGGAAUAUUGGAUUGUCUUCAGGUCCUAAUUCUACCAGUACGACAGGAUCCGAUCCUUUGAAGGAAGAUGAUUUAUAUCCAGAUGGUGAUGUUGCAACAAUUUCUGAUAAGAAUGGUAUUGUGAAUGAUUAUAAUUAUGAAGAUUCCGGAGAUGAACGAUUACAAAAAGAACGUGUUACAGAUAUUUUAAGAAGAAGAGUCACUGAGACAAAAUCCCCAACUACUCAAUCAUAUGGACAUGGGUAUUUAGAUAGAGGUACAGAUCGGUCAACAGCUACAUCUCCAAUAGAACAAAAUCAACAUUAA
This is a messenger RNA of Maudiozyma barnettii, 1737 nucleotides long. RefSeq names its product Vhs2p (gene VHS2). Bases 1 to 1737 code for a protein of 578 amino acids. The record is from RefSeq and is a predicted model, not a curated record. Lineage: Eukaryota; Fungi; Ascomycota; Saccharomycetes; Saccharomycetales; Saccharomycetaceae. The transcript has a single exon.